CGGAGAAGGAGGAGGGAAAGGAGGAGGAGGAGGAGGCGGAGGAGGAGGAGGUGGCUGCUGCGGCCGCCGUGGAGUCCCUUGCUGAAGGCGGACCGUGGGGCGGCGGGCGGCGCGCGCGCGCCCGAGAGGCGGCUGUUGGAGAAGUGGAGCGGCGGUCGCGGGGGGAGGAGGAGGAGGGACUGAGCGGCGGCGGCCCCCGCGUCCCGGUGCCUCUAUGGGGGAAGCAGACAAUGGAUUAUGAUUUCAAGGCGAAGCUGGCGGCGGAGCGGGAGCGGGUGGAGGAUUUGUUUGAGUACGAAGGGUGCAAAGUGGGACGCGGCACCUACGGGCACGUCUACAAGGCGAGGCGGAAAGAUGGAAAAGAUGAAAAGGAGUAUGCAUUGAAGCAAAUUGAAGGCACAGGAAUAUCCAUGUCGGCUUGUAGAGAGAUUGCACUUUUGCGAGAGUUGAAGCAUCCGAAUGUGAUCGCCUUGCAGAAGGUGUUCCUGUCUCACAGUGACAGGAAGGUGUGGCUGCUGUUUGACUAUGCAGAACAUGACUUGUGGCAUAUUAUUAAGUUUCACCGUGCAUCAAAAGCAAAUAAAAAGCCAAUGCAGUUGCCAAGAUCCAUGGUUAAAUCAUUACUUUACCAGAUUCUUGACGGUAUUCAUUACCUCCAUGCAAAUUGGGUGCUUCACAGAGAUCUGAAACCAGCCAAUAUCCUAGUAAUGGGAGAAGGUCCUGAGAGGGGGAGAGUCAAAAUAGCUGACAUGGGUUUUGCCAGGUUGUUCAAUUCCCCUCUAAAGCCACUAGCAGAUUUGGAUCCUGUAGUUGUGACAUUUUGGUAUCGGGCUCCAGAACUUUUGCUUGGUGCGAGACAUUAUACAAAGGCAAUUGAUAUAUGGGCAAUAGGUUGCAUAUUUGCUGAAUUGUUGACUUCAGAACCCAUUUUUCAUUGUCGUCAGGAAGAUAUAAAAACAAGCAAUCCUUUUCAUCAUGAUCAACUUGAUCGGAUAUUUAGUGUCAUGGGGUUUCCUGCAGAUAAAGACUGGGAAGAUAUUAGAAAGAUGCCGGAGUACCCCACACUUCAGAAAGACUUUAGAAGAACAACGUACGCCAACAGUAGCCUCAUAAAGUACAUGGAGAAGCACAAGGUCAAGCCCGACAGCAAAGUGUUCCUCUUGCUUCAGAAACUGCUUACAAUGGAUCCAACCAAGAGAAUUACCUCAGAGCAGGCUCUGCAGGACCCCUAUUUCCAGGAGGACCCUUUGCCAACGUUAGAUGUGUUUGCUGGCUGCCAGAUCCCUUACCCCAAACGAGAAUUUCUUAAUGAAGACGAACCUGAAGAGAAAGGUGACAAGAAUCAGCAACAGCAGCAGAACCAGCAUCAGCAGCCCCCCGCGCCCCCCCAGCAGGCCGCCGCCCCUCCGCCAGCACCCCCGCCGCCGCAGAACAGCACGCAGACCAACGGGACCGCAGGAGCGGCGGGCGCGGCGGCCGGGGGCGCGGGGCCGGGGCUGCAGCACAGUCAGGACGCGGGCCUUCCCCAGGUGCCUCCCAACAAGAAGCCGCGCCUGGGAGCCUCCGGCGCCAACUCGGGCGGGCCGGUUCUGUCGUCAGAUUAUCAGCACUCCAGUUCUCGCCUGAAUUACCAAAGCAGCGUUCAGGGGUCCUCUCAGUCCCAGGCCACACUAGGCUACUCCUCCUCCUCCCAGCAGAGCUCCCAAUACCACCCAUCUCACCGCUACUGACCAGCCGCUGUCCAGAGCACAGACUGGAGCAAUGCGUCUGCCCGGAGAAGCUGCUGGAAAUGCCAGCUGUGGUGCUGUGUAGACCCAUCCAGCUGAGAGAAAAGCUGCACAUGCUGAGCAUUUGGCAGGACCAACCCAUGACGUUUCUUCUUUACUGACUGAAAGAAGAUGCUUGUGAAGUUUCCCCGAGACCCUUCCCCUGCAUGUACUUCCAUUGUGACUCUUCUGAUAAAACAUCAGAUCUAAUCCCAGCACUUAACUCUUGUAACCUUCAGCAUUUUUUUUGAAGGACUUCCUGGUGCACCUUUCUCAUGCUGUAGCAAUCACUAUGAUUUAUCUUUUCAAAGCUCUUUUAAUAGGAUUUUAAUGUUUUAGGAACAGGACUCCAGUGGUGUAUAGUUUUCUACUCAGUAAACGGACUUAGCAACACAGGUAAAAAAAAAAAAUGCACCUUUUAAAGCACUACGUUGUUUUCACAGUGUAGGACUGUUUUGCUCAUGGAAAUCUUAAAAAGAAACUAUUACUGUCCCAAAGUACUUUACUAUUAUGUUUUUAUUUAUCUAGAUUCAGGGAAGGUCUAAUAAAAAGACACGUGGUGGGACAGAGGGCACCUACAACCAAAAACAGCCUAGAUCUUUGCAGUUUCUAUGCUUUAGGUUUUGAAGAACGUGGUAAUUUUCACAGAACCAUCAUCGUGGAACUGAGUUCCCUUUCUCAUUCUGAAUAGUAUUUAGUAAUUAAGAUGUAUGAUUUUUAACCUUCUUGUAGCGGGGUCUACCUUAAAAAAAGGGUUGCAGAGCUUUGAUGAAAUACAGCCCUCUGGCGACUUGCACCAGAAAGCUGAAUAGAAUAUUAACUGCACUAGGAUUUUUUUUGAAGGAGUAAUGUUCAUCAAAGGAUGUGUUACUUCCCUUUGAAGGAAAAGUUUUUAGUGUGUAUUGUACAUAAAAUUGGCUUCUUCACAUCUGGGUCAGCUACCAUAAUCUAGGGUACUCAAAUUAGAAGCCUGCAAAUUUGUCUGCUUUUAAAAUAAAGAGCAGUGUUUUCCAUACCACAUUAGACAUAAAGUGACUAUUUUUUAAAGCAUGUUAAAAAUUUAGGUUUUAUUCAUGUUUAAAGUGUGUAUAAUUUUACUGUUGUUACUGAAACUUAAUUCUAUCAAGAAUCUUUUCAUUGCACUGAAUGCUUUCUUUUGCCCCUCGGUGAAAUCUUGAUAAUUGUGCCUAAAAAAAUAUGGGCAAAUAGUAUAAGGCUAUACUAGAGAAAGUGCAUUUUUGCAUCUCCAUGAUCUAUGAAUUAGAGGCCAAGUUCUUUCUUAGCCAGUUUAGGGAACCGCCUCAUCUCCCCGAGUCACAAGGAAGUGCAGCGACUUAAACUCCCAUUGUGAUACUAGGGGCAAGAAAUUUGUGUUCUUCCGAUUAAAUGCUACUAGCAGCACCAGCCUUGUUUUAAACGUUUUUCUUGAUCUAGAAGUAAUAGCUGAUUGUUGUAUAUGCAAGCUAUGUGCAUUUUUUUUAAUUUUUACUAUUCUUUGUGAACUUAUCUACCUGGUUAUGAUACUCUUUGUCCAUACACAAGUAAAGUAAAAUUUUAGAAGCCAGUAUACAUUUUGCACUAUUGAUGUGAUCCUGUAGCCAGCAAGGGCCUUACUGAAUCUCAGCUUAAUAAUAAUACUUAAUUAAUAUCAUAGACUCUACUAUGAUACUCAGUGACACCGGGUAUGAAACAGGUGAUGUGCUCCCAGGAAAGGAAUUUCUCGUUCCCAUAGUGUUACUCCCCUUCUAUUUAAAAAACAAAAAGACUAAUAGUUCCUCUGUGAUAUAAUGAUUUAUAUAAAGUUUUGUCCUGAGGCCUCAUUGUCUAGGUGCUCACUGCAGCCUCACCAGGUGCCCAAUUUCAUGCUGGGUCACAGACAUAAGAGGUAAGAUGUACUUCCUGUCCUUAUAUCACAGUGGGUGCUAUAAGGGAUGUCUGUGCCAUGUAAUUGGCUUUGAAGUGAAACUGCCUUAGACUCUGAGGGUCCUUUUGUUCAGCUCCAAGCCUACUAAAUUAUUCCCUAUUCUUUUCUAUAAUGAGCAGUUCUGGAGAGAUGUUUUUCAUGUAUUGCUACUUUCAAGGAAGUUGGCAACUAAACAUCACAACAGGCAUCAAUGUUAAAGUGUUCAUAGGAACUCUUAACAGCAAUUGGAUAGUAGAACUUUUAACAACAACUAGCUAUUCUACCCUUGUAGGGAGAAUUUGCUAGGUGGUUCUGGGACUUGAACAGUAUAAACAGAAGCUCUAUUCUUCCCCUCCAGAAGAACUUAGAUUUAAUAAAGACAAGCCCAAAUAUCUGCAUAAACCAAAAUACCAUGCCCCUUAAUACUUUUUAAGCAAUUUUGAUAAACAGUUUAUAGGCUGCUUACAUUGUAUAUAGUGAAUUUUACUGGGAGAACUGAUACAGAAACUGUAAGGGGGUUAUUAGUUACUCCCAGUACACACUGUUCUCUAGGAUAAAGCCAACCAGAAUCCCCAUCACACUCACGACUGUUUCUGCUCACCAUGCCAGUACUGGUCUUUUCCUCCUGUUUUCUUGCCUGAGAGAUGCCCAUUAUCAAAUAAAUUUUGGGAGGUUGGUAAUUUCCUUUUCUCUGUGAAGGGGAACCAAUCCUUUAAAACACUCAAGGGUCCUAAAACUACAGGACUUCAAAGGAAACCUUUGAAACUCCUUGAGGUUAAGAUGUACCUUUGCGCAGAUAACCACAUUCCUCUUUGAAAAUUGAUGGCUGAGUCAGGGAUCUGGCUCAGGGGCAAAGCACUGACCCUGCACAUGUGAGAACAAUCUCUAGCAUAUAUCCCCUUCCCCCUACAAAAAAGGAAGACUGGUGGCUGUCAUGUUCCCCAAGAAUGUUGGGGCAUACCCCUUGACAAAUGGAAAUACCCAAAUCAGGGGAGAUGAUUGGAAAGGAGGGAAGGAGUCGACAUACAGGUUUUCUGCUCUCCAGAGAACAGCUUUAAAAAUCAGUUCUUAUUUUGUUAGCUUUCUGGUGAGUUGUGUGUUUGGAAAAGGGGCUCUACAUGUACAGGAGAGCUGAGUUCAAGGGUAAGGUAAACCUGGCAGCAGGGCUAACACUGAGGCUGGAACAAUCCUUGUGAUGAAGUAGAUCGUGCAGUGACAUACAGAAACCAAGGACAUGUAUAUUUUUAUAUCUGUGUGAUUUUAAAACUUUAGUACUUAGGAUUUUGACCUUCUGCACUACUCUUUUGCUCUUAUAAAUGUAAUUUACUCAUAAGAUUGGAAAGGGAUGACAUUUACUUAUAUGCUUACUGCCUCAUUCCUGGGGAAGCAAGUGCUAGUUGUAUGCCUCUAAAAUGAUGCUGUUUUCUCUACUAAAUGUAAAAGAAAAGAAAGAAUAGUUGACGAAUGAAACUUGAAGCAUAAUCUGCUUUGAAUAUAUGUUUUGUAGCAGAAAGUGUACAGUGAAGGAAGAAUACAAUGAAAGUUUCAAAUCAGCUAUGGCCAUAGUGUUCCUUGGGAAUGGAGAAAGGCAGUGAAGUGGUAGUUAGACUAAGGAGACUUGAAGGAUUCAACUUUAAGUAAUAUUUUAUAAAAUCAUAGCAGUUUAGGUCCUCAUAAACUUCAAUAGUCACAGAUACCAUAAAGCAAAGUUCAUUGUUUUAGGAUUUUUUAAAAAAAUGUGUUGUACCUAAGGCCAUACUUACUCUUCUAUGCUAUCACUGCAAAGGAGUGAUAUGUAUGUAUUAUAUGAAAAAAAAAUCCUUAAUGCACUGUUAUCUCCUAAAUAUUUAGUAAAUUAAUGCUAUUUAAUUUUUUUAAAGAUUUGUCUGUGUAGACACUAAAGUAUUACACAAAAUCUGGACUGAAAAUGUCCUUUUUAACAACAGCUUAAAGUACUUUUUAUAUGUUAUGUAGUAUAUUCUUUCUAAACGGCCUAGUUUGUAUUCCCAUAUUUCCUAUUUGUGAAGUGUGCCUGUCUUUUGUCUCUUUUUCCAGCCAUGUUCUGCACGCAUCCUUCUUUAUAUUAUAGAGAUGAUCAUGUAUGCUUUCCACACGCUCAGAGGUGUGUUCUCAGAGCCACCUGGACCCCCAUGUGUUCUGCUCUGUGGGGUGCAGGACGAGCUGCCGCUUUGGAGCUGAGUGUCUCGCUUUUGAGGUGUCCUGAUAUCCUUCUUGAAAUGACUGUUAAAACUAAAUAAAUUACAUUGCAUUUAUUUUAUAUUCUUGGUUGUAAUAAAAUUUAAUUGAAUUUG
This is a messenger RNA of Sorex araneus (European shrew), 5981 nucleotides long. It is a transcript of the gene CDK19, whose product is annotated as cyclin dependent kinase 19. The record is from RefSeq and is a predicted model, not a curated record. NCBI's taxonomy places the organism in Eukaryota, Metazoa, Chordata, Mammalia, Eulipotyphla, Soricidae. Gene Ontology annotation, molecular function: cyclin-dependent protein serine/threonine kinase activity; ATP binding; RNA polymerase II CTD heptapeptide repeat kinase activity. Gene Ontology annotation, biological process: protein phosphorylation. Gene Ontology annotation, cellular component: mediator complex; cytosol; nucleus. The transcript has 13 exons. Bases 231 to 1730 code for a protein of 499 amino acids.